Messenger RNA from Gallus gallus (chicken), 1768 nucleotides. It is a transcript of the gene C26H6ORF222, whose product is annotated as chromosome 26 open reading frame, human C6orf222. The transcript is spliced from 6 exons. NCBI's taxonomy places the organism in Eukaryota, Metazoa, Chordata, Aves, Galliformes, Phasianidae. Gene Ontology annotation, biological process: regulation of apoptotic process. Bases 74 to 1300 code for a protein of 408 amino acids. The record is from RefSeq and is a predicted model, not a curated record.
GGGUGGCCGGGGCUCCCCUUGUUCAGAGCUGAGGAGUUGGCCUCGACACACAUCCAGAAGAGCAGCAAUCCCAAUGGAGAGCAAAACGCGGGUGGUGCCCACAGAGCAGCAGCAAUGGGACGCGGCAUGGCAGCCAUCGGGGUCCAUCCUCUCUCUGGAUAGGCGAGGGGCCAAGAAAGUGCUGGAGAUCUACGUCAGGCGCUCAUUGAGCUGCUGUGAGAACACGCAUGCGGCCAAGGAAAGGCUUCAGGAGAGAGCCAAAGGGAAAGGGAGGAAGGCAGCCCUGCUGCAAAGGUCCGAGAGUGACUUUGGCAAGUAUUCGCAUGCCAAGCACAGCCUGAAGAAGGAGCAGGAGGAGGAGGCCAAGGAGCUGGGGCUGGAGGAGGCUGUGGUUGAGGAGAGCAAAGCGUCGGCUCCUGGGGAGGAUCCUAAAGUGGAGCCGGAGCCCAAGAGGAAAAGCACAAAGAGCUCCUCUCCCCAGGGCAAGGCCCAGCACACCUGGUUCAAGAGCUUCUUAAACCUGCUCUUCAAAAGGAGUCCCGAGGAGCAGAAGGAAAACGUGGGGCAAAAAGCGAAGGAAAAAGAUCUCAGAACUCCUUACAGCAGCAAAACAGAAGGGGCCAGGAGACCCAGAGCCAACACCUGCACGUCCCCAACACUGGGCAAAGCCUCCAGGAGGAGACCCAGCCUCAAGAAGGUCUUCUCCUUCAAGAAGAACGUGGAGGAGGAGCGUGGUGAGGCUGGGGCCAGAGCCAAGCGCCCCGGCUGCCUGCCCCUGCGGCACGUCCUUGCAUCCAGCCCCACAGAGGCCGAGCAGCCGGAGGGUUACUAUGCACGGGUCUCGGAGGAGGUCGGGCUGAUCGUGCAGGGCAGUGGGGAGCGCAGGGCUGAGCGGCUGCCAGGGCCAACCUGCACCGAUGGGGUCGAUGAAGCCAUCAGAGAAAUUGUGGCCCUGCUGCAGGAAGCUGGAGAUGAGCUGGACAGGCAGGUGAAGGAAGAUGUGCGGCUGCGGACGUUCUUCAAAGACAUGUCCUACAGCUCCUUCAAGAACCUGGCUGAUGCCUACGUCCGCCGGGAGAUGACGGCCAGCCGACCCAACGUCAACCCCCAGGAGAUCCAGUUUGCCUUCACGGUGCACCUCACCGCCAGAGUGGCCGGCAUCUGCAACCAGGCUGUGAAUAGGAUCAUGGGGUUUGGCACCCGCUACUUGGAAGACUCGUUUGCGCCCUUGUCCUACAGCAAGAUCCUCCAGCAGGACAGAGCAAAGUUCAGCACAGACAACUGCGAGAGCCCAGACUGAUGGUGCUGCAGCUGUGACACCAAUGGUGGACAUCAAUGACUGGGACGCAGCCUCUGUAGGUGGCCUGGAUGUCCUGUGGGUUCGUGGGUUUAAAAUCCAUGGAGGGAACCCACAGCAGUCACCGUGGUGGCACGAUGAGAUGAAACCCCACCUGGGGGGGGGGCAAAGGGUCUGAAAAGCCCACAUUUCUGAGACUGCCCUAAAUUUCCAUUUUGGCCCUCAUCAGAUGCACGUGUGGAGCCCUGCAGUUCAUUUGUGUGUGUGUGCCUGUAUUUAUUUACCAACUUUUCUUACAUAUCUGUGAACGUAGGCUAUAAUUUCUCCAGCUUCUGCUGUCAGCCAAGGGUCCAGUUCAGAAAAAACCCAUAAAACUCAAAUAAAUGGGUCCCUGUGUGACAUCCAGGCUUGUCUGAAGGCAGAGGAAAUGUGUAUGCAUGUUAUACAUGGAAUAAAGUUUGCUUUGCUACA